Funneliformis caledonium is the source of this 453-nucleotide messenger RNA. The record is from the annotation of a GenBank genome assembly. Lineage: Eukaryota; Fungi; Glomeromycota; Glomeromycetes; Glomerales; Glomeraceae.
AUGUACACUCAACGAUUUAAAAAAAUAACCAACGUGUCCAUUCGAUCAAAGUUGAAUACUUUCUUAAGACAAAUCAAUUAUGCUAACAUAUCUACCCCUUCGCGUAAUGAUUGUGCACUUGCAGCUCAAUCAAGAAAUGAAUUUCAAAGAUUAACAGGAAAACUAUACCUUAUUAAAUUAGCAACCGAUCACAUUUGGAAUUUAACAUCAACAAUUUCUCAAAGAGUCAGAUUUACAAAUCAGGCGAAUUAUAUGAACCAAAAUCGCGUUUCUCGAGUUCGUUCUAAUAACCCGAGUACCCUUGACUUAAUCGCUAAAAUCACUUUACCACAAGUUUCCAACAAUCCCUUUGAGCAAAAUUUUUUUAACGGGACCACCAACUUUGAUGACAACAAUCCUGAACAUUCAAUUUUGCACGUCGGAUCCUUUGGAAUAUCUACUUCUUUUGCUUAA